AGUCAUUCUUCACUUAAUAGAAGCUGUCUAGCUUCUCGUUCGUUCUUUUGGUCAGCCGAAUCAACUAGCCAGUUGAAGCUGAAUCCAUAGAUCUGAAGUCUGUAGGUACUUCUUUUGCUCCGUCGUCUCUCUCUAUUUCUCUCCCUCUAGCUAGUGUCUACUACACACACACGCACAAGGGGCCGGGUUAGGUUUAUAAUUUUUAUCAUGCCCGAAGAAGUUCAAUACUAUAUGGUUACGUUCUCCGGGUCUUUUUUAGUUUCUCCGGUGAUAUAUGGUUUUCGUUUUCGUGUUUCGAAGAUGCUUUUUGUUUGUGAAAAGAAAAAGCCCCAUGUUCACGGAGUAAUUUGAUAGAGCAUACUAAAUUUCUACUAAUUAAAUUUACACUCUAUCUAUUCCUUAUUAUUUGAGCUCUUCAACAUUGUCAACUGGUCAACCCUUUGAUAUCUUUGAAUUUGCAUUUUAGCUUUAACAGAACUUUUAGAAAUUAGUACGAAGCAUAUGAUCAAGAGAGUACUCCCUCCGUUUCCAAAAGAAAGUCAUGGAUUGACUUCACGAUUAUUAAGGAAAUAAAUUGACUUUACUGUAGACACUGUUUGGCACUGUUUGACACUGUUUGACAUUGUUUGGACGUAAAUUUCUUUGCGAAAUAAGGAAAUAAGAGAAGUGUAACUUUGUUUUUGAAACUUCUCAAAAAGGAAAGUGUGAGUUUCUUUUAGAAACGGAGGGAGUAUUAUCUCUAUCUCUACAAACUAAUAAAGGUGAAUGGAAGUUGACCUGUAUUGGGUAUAUAGAUUUUUUGUUGGUAGUCCUAUGAGCUGUUUUGACAUGUACAUUAUGCUUAAAUGUUGGUAAACUUUGCAAUUAGUCUACCUUAUAUCUCCCGUACAUUGUUCGGACUCCGCUACCUCCGUUAUUACCCUUCCCCCCACCUGCCCAACUUUAGCCGCAUACGCUGAGCCGCACAAGCAGGUUCCUUCUCUUGCUCCAUCUCUAUCCUCAAGUAUAUCUCCGUGAAGCUUGAAGACAACGCCGCCACAAUUCAGUGUCCUGCUCUCGAUUGCUCCGAAUUUCUUGACCCGAUUUCAUGCCGGACCCUACUUGCACCCCAGCUGUUUGUGAAAUGGUGCGACGUGCUUUGUGAGGCCACAGUGCUGGAAUUGGACCGCUGUUACUGCCCCAACCGUGACUGCUCCACACUGAUCGUCAACGAGUGCGGCGGGAAUGUGAGGCGCUCCAACUGCCCCAAUUGCAAGAGGCUGUUUUGCUUCCACUGCAAGCUUCCUUGGCACGCCGGCUUCCGUUGCGAGGAAAGCCGGGAACUGAGGGAUGUAAACGACGUAGCUUUCGGUGUGCUUGCUGAGCAGAGAAGGUGGUCGCGCUGCCCUAGGUGCCUUCAUUUCGUCGAACGCAUCGAAGGCUGCAAAAUUAUUCAUUGCAGGUCCUCUCCUCUGCAGUGCGGGUUAUGGAAUUCCAAUUGGCGCGCCCCAACCUCGAUCGUUCCCUCCCAUGGCCCUAUAAUUGCAUCUUAUUCAAUUGGAAGAGGAUUUUCCUCCCCUGCGCUCACUUUCCCGGGAAGGCCUAUUUGGAUCAAAGGCACAAUCACUUUGGUUUUAGAAAACUAUACCCUCUGGUAUGUUGCUUGUAGCCAUUGUGCCAAAUUAAAAUACGUUGGUUGUGACGCAAUAUUUCAUUGCAUGAAUUGCGGUCAACAACAUGCUUAUGGCAUUCCAAGGGCCAAAUUACAUGUCACAAUUGAAGAUGAGACAGGAUCUGUCAGUGGAAUAAUGUUUGGCUUGUGCGCCGAAAAGUUAUUGCUUAUGACAAGCAGGCAAGUCAUGGAAAUAGAAUCACAGAUUUCGACAGUCACUCCUCCCGCGUGCGCCAUAUUUUAAGGUUUCCGGACAUUUCUUGCUGCCGGCGCUGCCCUACCUCGACAUCCAGUUGCUCACCUCACAUUCUAGCCAUGGUUCAUGGCAUCCUCAUGGCCACCGCACUAAAAAGAUCAUUGUCUAUGUAUUGUAAAGGUCAAUGGCUUAACAAGGGGUGGGAUCACGGGGCGUUGUUUAGCGUCCGACUGAAGCGUAAUUUAUCUGUAUCUAUUGGCGAAGACUGCACCAUUCGAAAAGAAGAAUAAAAAGAAGCAUAACAAGCAGAGACAUCAGAAAGAGGAGAAAAUUUCCCACGAUAAGCUUUCUCACUGUGUCUGUGAAAGCUUUUCUUUUUGUCGAUGAACAUCGAUUCAUAGACAAUGUUUUGCACAAACAAAAUAUUGUCUGUGAACUGAAUUCACAGACAAAAAAAAGCUUCACAAACAUGGUGUGUAUAAGGUGUGUACAAUGGUGUGUAUAUCAAGCAUGGUUGGAAUAUGAAUUGGCUGAUGAUUCAAAUACUACUGCCACAGUACAAGUAGAUGAGCAUCAAGCUACCUCAAAUACUGCUGCUAUUAAUGGGAUUAAUAGCGAAGAGAGAGAUGCAGUAGUCCAUAAAGCCAUAGAGAACGGAAUAUCAUCACACAUUAUACUUGAUGCUACCACAAUUCAUCAGUCAGAAAAGGAUAUUGCCAUAUCUCAGAAAGAGGAACCAUUAGGGAACAAGGGCUUAACAAGGGGUGGGAUCUCGGGGCGUUGUUUAGCGUCCGACUGAAGCGUGAUUUAUCUGUAUCCAUUGGCGAAGACUCAGCACCAUUCGUAAAGAAGAAUAAAAAGAAGAAGCAUAACAAACAGAGACAUCAGAAAGAAGAGAAAAUUUCCCACGAUAAGGAUGGAGCUAAGCUCUGCUGCUCUGGGCUAUGACUUCAAGUUGACACCAUUCAAAAAUAUAUAUUUAUACACAUGCGUAUAUAAAUUGAAGUGCUUAAAACUGACACCACAUGUAUUGUAGAAGUGAGGUCGAUAUAGAAACCCUACUCCUCUAACUCGCUUUUUUUUCCAGAGUAAACCACAUCACAUUAAUUUAAUAAAUCGUUUGCCAAAAGGCUUACAAUGAUAACGGGUGGGUAAUCAAAAUUAACAUGACUAUUGACUAUGAGAGAGAAAAAGUCCCUUUAGUGAGGGUAUGAACUACUCUAUUAGCCCUUCUCAUGCACCAUUUAAUGGUUCUAUCGACAUCCUUUCUUAAUAAGAAUCGAAUAUCGUCAAAAAUAACCCCCACUUGGGCAUCAUUUGGCUCCUCCACUAUACCUGAAUUAACCAUUGCCAAAUCAGUCUCAAUAAUUACGUUGUUCCAACCUUUUUCUUUCGCCCAUAAAAUAGCCUCUCUCACUCCCAAGGCUUUUGCUCCCACAGGCUUCCGCAUAGCAUUUUACUUGCCACAUCUAGCUUUCAUAAAAUGGCCGCUGCUAUCUCGACAUAUCCAUCUCCAUGCCCAAUAACCAAUCCGGAUAUUCUUUGCUGCGUCGACAUUUAUCUUGACCCAAUUCUCUUCGGGUGUCCUCCAACUUGCGCCUUUUCUUGAGCAGCUCUCCAGAAAGGUUAGGGGGUGUUUGGAUCUGAUUGUCAAAACCGAUUCUGCUGCUUCAGGGAGCAGAAGGAGCAGAAGCAGAAGCUGGAGUGUUUGGGUGAAAUUCCAGAAGCACUUCUGGUGCUCUAAUUUAAUCUCAGAAUCAGUUUUUUUAGAAGCUGGUAGGUACCAGCUUCUGAAAACUGAUUCUGAUUCUGCUUCUACUUUAAAAAAGAAGCAGAAGCAGAAUCAGUUCCAAACACCCCCUUAGUACCGUAACAGAGAGCUUCGUACCCCUUCCAUAGAAAAAGUCUAACCUCUCCACACAAUUUUGUUUCGCAUUUUCUAAAUACUCCACAAAAGCAUGACUAAUUUACAUAAAACUCUCCUCCGCCAGGCUACUAAAGGCCUUCUGCCAACACCCUGUGACUGAGUCCUCCCUCAACACGGAUAAAAACCCUGCUUCUUCCCAUAAUUAAUCCAUCGGACAGGAGAAAAACAUUCAUGGCAUAAGUCGGAAGGACCUGUAUAAUUGUCUUCAACAAUAUUUCUCUUUCGGCUCUAGAGAGAAAUUUAUUUUUCCAACUUUGCAGACGCUUAAUUAUCCUUUCUUUUAGGAAGGCCAAAAUAUCUUUUUUCUAUCAUCCAAUGAGAGCCAAAAGACCUAGAUAAUUCCGGUUUCAACCUCCUUAUCCACGCCCAAUAAACUACUGAGCUCUUCACGCUUCCAAUCCUUCACAUUUGCCUUAUUGAGCUUCAUACUGUUCCAGAAUUAUUUGUUUGACAACCUGACCUUCUUUCUUUGCGAGCUCUAAAGAAUAAAAAAUUGUCAUCCGCAAACAAUAAAUGAGAAAUGUUAGAAGCUUUCCUCGCAAAUGUUAUUCCCUUUAGUCGACUGAGAGCCUCUUGUUUACGAAUCAAUGAACUCAACCCCUCUUUAACAAUAAUAAACAAAUAGGGCAACAAAAGAUCUCCCUGCCCUAGACCUCGUUUUGGAACAAUUGGCCUGAUCACCGAAUUAUCAAAAGGCAAAAAUACGAUACUGAUGAUAUACGUUCCCCAAUUAAGUCGAUCCAUUUCACUUUAAAACCCAUGAUCUCUAUUACCCUUUGUAAGAAAUUCCAUUCUACUAUAUCGUAAGUCUUGCUCAUAUCUAACUUUAGGGCUGCAAAUCCUUCGCACCUACACCUACACCUCCUACUAUUUGAGGUACAACGGUAAUAGACACGUCUCUGACUACUCAUGCAUCGCCUCAAUAAAUAUCUCUAGGUUCAUCUCUUCUUACCUCACACAUAUAAUUUAUCCUCUCAUCACCAACCAACCCAUCACACCUACACCCACACCGCCAAAAGUCAUCACCUACCAAUACCGAUCUAAGCAAAAACAUGUUGGGUGACCCCCUCAUCCACCACACGCCACUGCCCAAACUAGUACUACAAAUAUAAUGCUCUCGACUCAACCGGUCAACCACAUGCUUAACCUAACUCUUCACCCAAACGUACCAAUUCAAUGACUCUUUGACCAAAAACAAGCCAAGCUUGUUUCUCAUUCCCGUUUACCUCAUUGCAUUGUUCCCAUUAGUGCUUUUCAAGCCUUACAAGUACCAAUGGCUGAGUGCUAUGCUAACAGAAUUUAAUACCCUGGUUUGACAGGGCACUUCAGCUCUCACCCCCUCCUUGUUGAAUAUUGUCAGUUGUAAAUGAUUCUAUAUGGUGAAGUAUAAAUCAAAUGUUUCCUUGAAUCUAUGUAAUGCUCGAUUGGUGGCUAAAUGACUUUCAUUAGUGACCAAGAAUUGAGAAUUCUGACACUUUUAGUCUAAUCACUCAACAAGUCUAAUGAGAACUAGAAAAAUAAAAAUCAACGGGGUAAACCGGGGUAAACCGUUGCCCAGAUAAUCAACGAUAAAAAUACUGUUGCCCAGAGCCAAAAGGUUAAAACCAAUUUUAUUCUAAGAUGCCAAAGAAUGAAUCCUAACAAGGGGUUUAAAUACCCAUCUACUAACUCUUAAACUAGGAAACAAAAUCCUAGAAAUUCUAAUCAACUCCAACUAGGAAACAGAAUAAUAGAAAUCCUAAUUAACUCCUAAUAGGUAACAAAUAUUAGAAAUCCUAAUUAACUGCAAAUAAGAAUCAAAUCAGGAAAAUUAAAUAGAAUAAAUAUAAAUUAAACAGCCCGCAACCAUCCCACGAAGGUGGGCUCAAGCCCGUCCCCGCCUUCAGUAAACCCAUGAGGCUUUUGCCCCUCUUCUUCCAAGCCCAGAUUCUGCUUCAUAUCAUAGUCGCAAUUAGAGGCUCUGAGCAUUGCUCUCUCAUGGCUAGUUAGUCAAUCGAUUAGAUGUAAAUAAUGCAUUCUUACAUGAUAGGGACCCGGGCACUACAAAUAAUAAGAGUCUUAUCAAGUAUGGUACUCAAUCGACUGAACAUGGAGCAACGGAUGGACAGUUUGGAGCGAUCAUUCUUCCAAUAAUAAGGUUCUAGGCCCAAUAACUUAAGUGAGGGCUGGCCCUUUUAGUGAGUUUUAUUAUAAAAGGGGUAGGGGAAAGAAUAACGCAGAUGUGAGGCCACUCGAAGAGUCUCGACCAUUUCUAACGUUUUUCUGUAUUCCAGCCUUAAAUCUUCAUUAAUAUACUACGUUAUCUACUGGACUUCUAUCGUUGCCUUAUCAUUUGGUAUCAAAGCCACCCUGUGUAUGGUACUCAAUCGACUGAACAUGGAGCAACGGAUGGACAGUUUGGAGCGAUCAUUUGAACGAUCAAAGGAAGAGAUGCGAACGGAGUUAGGAGCGAUGGACGAGAAAUUGCAGCUGCUGUUGGAGAAGAUGCAAAAUCUCGAGACCCAGGGUAAUCGCAGGAGAACUCGAGGACGCUCUACUACUCCGCGCAACCACCAUCCGUCUGGUAGUGUGCAUGUCUCCUGCUCUGGAGGGGGAGCCACAUGAAUCUCGUUCCGUUUCUCGAACUCCUCAUCAUUUGAGGAUCGGCGAACCUGUUUACACAGGUACGAAGGUGGAUUUACCUCUAUUUGACGGUGAGGAUGCUUAUGGAUGGCUAAUUCGGGUGGAACGCUAUUUUAAGCUAAACCAAGUAUCUGAUAAUGACAAGGUGGAGGUUGUUUUGAUCGCCAUGGCCGAUAAAGCUUUGAACUGGUAUCAAUGGUGGGAGGAAAAGACAUCAGACCAUUCUUGGGUUAACUUCAAAGUGGCGUUGAUCAGGCGUUUCCAGCCAGCCUUAGUACAAAACCCGUUUGGCCCUAUGCUCAGUGUUAAGCAAACAUCAUUGGUAAUGGAGUAUAGAGACCUUUUUGAGAGGGUUGUUGCUCCUCUCAAACUUACUGACCAAGAGCUGUUAUUAAAAGGGGUAUUUCUCAAGGGUCUCAGAGCGGAGAUUAGUGCGGAAUUGAAAUUACACCAGACCAGUGGGUUAACUAAACUAAUGGACAUGGCCUUGUUGUUGGAGCAGAAGACGACACAGGAGGGAAGAACACCUGCUCCGGAGAGAACACUCUCAGAGAACAAACGGGAGGAAUCGCCAAAACCGAACAAGACAUGGGAAAGUGGCGAAAGGUUGACACAAGCGGAAUUAGAAGAAAGAAGCAAGAAGGGCCUAUGCUUCAAAUGUGGAAACAAAUGGGGCAAAGAGCAUGUAUGUGGAAUGAAAAAUUAUUAAUUUAUCUUGAUGGAAGAGCCAAAAGAAGCAAAAGGGAACAGAAGAUCAGUUAUAUGAAUGGGAUGAAGCUGAAAACCUGCUGAAACCCAAUGGAAAAUCAGUCUCUUAUCAUCCACGUUGAGGACAAGGUGGAAGUUCGGGGGGAGUGAUGAUAGGGACCUGGCACUACAAAUAAUUAGAGUCUUAUUAAGUAUUUUAAUGUCUUCCAAUAAUAGGGUUCUAGGCCCAAUAACUUAAGUGAGGGCUGGCCCUUUUAGUGAGUUUUAUUAUAAAAGGGGGGUAGGGGAAAGAAUAACGCAGGCAGAAAUUUGGGAUUGGGACUGGGAAACUGGGAGUGUGAGGCCACUCGAAUAGUCUCAACCUUUUCUUACGUUUUUCUGUAUUCCAGCCUUAAAUCUUCAUUAAUAUACUACGUUAUCUACUGGACUUCUAUCGUUACUGUGAACAAGUAUUGUUGUAUUUCAUAUACUUGAUGUCUAAAAAACUAUACAAGAAGCUAUAUUUAUAGCUAUAUUUAGAGUACUAGGGUUUCCUAUACAAAUGGGCUAAGCCCAAUACUACUAGGGUUUCCACACUCCCCUUCAAGCUGGAGCAUAUAAAUCAUAUGUACCAAGCUUGUUACAAAUAUAUUCCACUCUAGGACCUCUAAGAGACUUAGUUAAAAUAUCUGCAAGUUGUUCGGGUGUGUUCAUAUAUUUUGUGAUGAUAUGUCCACUCGCGAUCUUCUCUCGGAUAAAAUGGCAAUCAACUUCAAAAUGUUUUGUCCCCUCAUGAUAUACCGGAUUCGAUACGAUGUGCAUUGCAGCUUGAUUAUCACACAUGAGUUGAACCGGUUUUGUGUGCCCAUAUUUUAACUCUUGGAGGAGAUGCUUCAACCAUAAGAUUUCACAUGUAGCAAGGGCCAUUGCACGAUAUUCUGCUUCAGCACUAGAUCUGGCAACCACAUCCUGUUUCUUACUUUUCCAUGAAAUUAAGUUUCCACCAAUCAAGAUGCAAUACCCCGAAGUGGAACGUCUAUCCAUCGGACAUCCGGCCCAGGCUUCAUCACAGUAUCCCAAAAUAUCAUGGUGGCCUCGAUCUUCAAACAACAAUCCUUGCCCUAGAGUUUUCUUGAUGUAUCUCAAAACUCGGAUAGCUGCAUCCCAGUGUCCAGUACAUGGCUUAUCAAGAAACUGACUAAGAACACUUGCCGCAAAUGAAAUAUUUGGUCUUGUGAUGGUAAGAUAAUUCAAUUUGCCGAUGAGUCUUCUAUAUUUUUCUUUGUUGGGCAAAAGAUCUCCUUGUUCUGAUAAGAGUUUAACGUUUGGAUCCAUUGGUGUAUCCACUGGCCUGCAAUCUAGCAAACCCGUUUCCUCAAGAAUAUCCAAGGCAUACUUUCUUUGUGAGAGAGUAAUUCCAUCUUGAGACUGUGCGACCUCAAUGCCAAGGAAGUAUCUCAAUUUUCCCAAGUCUUUUGUUUGAAAUUUGCUAAAUACAUUUGUUGCCAGCAGAAUGUCUGUAGAAUAUAGAAUGAUCGACAUCACUUCGAAUCAUGCCAAAGUUGCAGACAACGUCACUAAACCUCCCAAACCAUGCACGUGGAGAUUGCUUCAAGCCAUAUAAUGAACGACGUAAUCUGCACACCAUACCAGACUCCCCCUGAGCAACAAAUCCAGGUGGUUGCUCCAUAUAAACUUCCUCGUGCAGAUCUCCGUGAAGGAAUGCGUUUUUAAUAUCCAAUUGGAACAAUGGCCAGUGGCUCAUUGCUGCCAUGGAUAAAAUAAAACGAACUGAUGUUAUCUUCGCUACAGGAGAAAAAGUGUCAGUGUAAUCCAAACCAUAUAUCUGAGUAUACCCUUUCGCCACAAGGCGUGCUUUAAAACGAUCAAUCUCCCCAUCAGGCCCAACUUUAACUGUGUAAAUCCACCGACAUCCCACCAUUGAUUUGCCAGUGGGAAGAGGGACUAAGUCCCACGUCCCACUAGAAUGAAGAGCCUCCAUCUCAGCCAACAUGGCUUUACGCCACUCCGGGUGUGCCAGUGCCUCAUGUGUGGUUUUAGGAAUGCAUAUAUGAGACAGGUGUGAAAUGAAAGCAUGGUAAGGGGUAGAGAGGCGGUGAUAACUCAAAAAGUUAUAUAUGGGAUGUGGAUUCAAUGUGGAACGCGUACCUUUUCGGAGGGCAAUGGGCAAAUCAUCCUGAGUGGUUUCAAGUGCUGGAGUAGGUGGUGGUGGUGAUGCAGGAUCCGUCGUAGGGGAAUCAACGGGCGUGGCCACGAUGGGCUCAAUGGGAGGAGGUCGAGGACGUCGAUGGUAUACCUGUAAUGGACGGUCUGACAUAGGAGGGAAGUUUGGGUGCUCAUCAGAUGGGGGGUUAAUGGGAGUCUCCUGAUGGAUGGGCCGGAGAUAUGAGGUGAAGUCCAAACAUGAUGGGGUAUCAACUGAAGAUAAUGGAUAAUAAAAGGACGACUCAAUGAAAGUGACAUCGGCUGAAAUAAAAUGUUUCUUAAGUAUUGGAGAAUAACAACGAUAACCCUUUUGGAGUCGCGAAUAUCCAAGAAAAAUACAUUUUAUUGACCUAGCCGACAUUUUAGCUAAUCCAGGUGUCGUAUCAUGGACAAAACACACACACCCAAACAUAUGAGGUGGUAAUGGAAAUAAAUCACGAGCAGGAAACAAAAUAGAAUAGGGAAUUUCAUUAUUAAGAACUGAGGAGGGCAUUCUAUUUAUUAAAUGACACACAGUGAGCACAACAUCUGCCCAAUACUGAGGCGGUGUAUGGGAAUGUAAUAAUAGGGUACGAGCGGUAUCAACCAAGUGUCGGUUCUUGCGUUCAGCAACCCCAUUUUGUUGAGGCGUGUGAACACAAGAUGAUUGGUGAAGCAUACCCCGUGAUGUCAUGAAUUGAUUAAUGGGUGCUGCAAAAAAAUCUUUUGCAUUGUCACUGCGUAAAAUUUUGAUAGAAUGACCAAACUGAGUGCGAAUUUCAGCACAAAAAUUUUGAAAAAUAUGAAAUAAUUCAAAACGAUCUUUCAUUAAAAACAACCAUGUGUAACGAGAAAAAUCGUCCACAAAAAUAACAAAAUACGAAAUCCUAAAGUAGAAGUGACUCUGUAAGGACCCCAUACAUCUGUAUGAAUUAAAUCAAAGGGGGACGCAGCCCGUUUAUUGACCUGUCUUGGAAAGGAUUUACGAGGUUGCUUUCCAAGAUGACAUGACUCACACUCUAAAGAUGAAAGACUUUGAGAAACCUGGAACCAGACGUCGAAACUUUGAGAGGCUAGGAUGACCCAAACGAUUAUGUAAGGUAAUGGCAUGAUCAACCGACACACAAGCAAUUGGAUCAGGAGGAUGAAGAUGAUACAAGCCUUGAGAUUCAUGUCCGACGCCAAUCGUUUUCCCCGUACAACGGUCCUGCACAAUCACAGAAUCAGCAAAAAAGGUUAUAGAACAAUUAAGAGCAUGUGUAAUUUUGCUAACAGAGACAAGGUUAAAAGGGCUAUUGGGAACAUAUAAGACUGAGUCUAAUGGUAAGGAAGAAAGUGGAAGUGCUUGCCCAAUACCCGUGGCCGAAGUUUGAAGGCCAUUAGCGAGAGUAAUUAACGGAAGAUGUUGAUGCUUGGUAAUACGGGAUAAAAGAUGGGGAUUACCAGAAAUAUGAUAUGAGGCACCGGAGUUAAGAAUCCAUGAGCUUGUGGUGUUUGAAACACAAGCGGUAGACGUACCAGGUGUAGAUUCAAGCAUGUGACUCGAUCUAAAUUUUUGAUAUGUUGCAUAUUCAGCUGGAGAUAGAACAACCGGAGAUGGAGGGAUCUGAGCAACAUUGGCUGAGCUAGGAGGUCUCCCAUGUAACUUCCAACACUUGUCUUUAGUAUGACCAAUCUUAUGGCUGUAGUCACACUUAGGAUGGUUUCGCCGCGGAUAUCCUUUGUGAUUUGCUCCAUCAGGACCUAAACCUUGGGAUGCAAGAAUGAUAGAGUCGCUAGAUCCUGAUUCAGCAGAUAUCGGGGCUGCGCGAAGAAUUCGAGCAAAAGCAUCUGUCAUAGUAGGAAUAGUGGAACUAGAGAGAAUCUGCUCUCGUAUUGAUAAUAGUUCUGGACGAAGGCCUGCCAAGGCGAAAACCAUAACCAAUUGUUGUCGUUGUUCAAGUUGUUUCUCUUUAUCUUCCGUGAUUGGCUGAAUGGUAUUAUACUCAAAUAGUAAAGCCUCAGCCCGUCCCAGAAAAUCUUGAAUAUCUGAAUCCUGUUGUUUGAGUGUGGCAAUUUUGGAGCCGAAAGAAAACAAACUUUGAAUAUCGUUCGUGUAAUUAGACUUGGCUUUUUCCCAAAUCUGUUUACACGUUCGAUAGGAUUGAUAUGUGAGAUGAAGUUUCGAAUCCGUUGAUUGCCACAAGACAUUGCACAACAGAGCAUCCAUAUUCUCCCAUUCGGUCUUCUUUUCUUGGACAGAAGUAGCAUCUUUAAUCAAGUGAUCAAUUUUUCCUUGACCUUUGAACCACAUCUCCACGGAAAUGGCCCAUGAUUGGUAAUUAGCACUUCCAAUUGAUCGAUCUGUAGUGAUAAUUGGAACAGAAGCAAACGAAGAAAAACCAGAAGACAUCUUUUUUUUCUUUUUCUUUCUUUCUUUUUUUUUUUAACAAGAGCAGCAAAAAGUUAAAUAUUUAAAAUAGUGCAACAAUAAUUAAUGUGAAGUAAAGCAGCGGUAAGAAUUCCUCAGGCAGCAGCAGUGAAGCCCGUAAGAAUUCCCAGGUAGGUUGAAGAACAGGACUGUAGCUACAAAGGCAUGAAGAAAACAGACCUCUAUCUUUCUGGGAGGUGCGGAAGAUUGCUGGCGGGCGGCGUAGGACACAGGACGACGGCGUUCACGGAUGUCGGUGGCGGCGGCAGUCGGCGGCGGCGGCGCGUGACUCGGUCGGCGGCGGCGUAACUUAUGCCGUUCUGGUCGCCGGAAAGUCAGGAACUUCCCGUGGUUGGAGGUGUCAACGCCAGAUAACUAGAAAGAGAAAGAUCUGAGAAAAUGUAAAACUGCAGUGCGGACUUUCAGCGGUGCGUGGCGGCGCGUGGCGGAUGCCACAAAAGAGACCUAUUCCAGAAAUUUACAUUUGGGAAGUAGGGAUGACACAAUAGUAUGAUUUAGAUCCAAAUACUUGAAAAGCAUGACCAAAUCCAGAGCAACAAGCCAUGGAUAGAGAUAUUUCCUCAAAGACAAUUGAUUUGGAAACAUAAAUCUGGAUAUUUGAUUUAACUUGUUGGCUACGUACAUACACCUUCCUCUCCUCUUCAAAGGUUGUGUUUUUGCGCUAAGAAGCCGGAGAAGGCGUGAACAAAUUAACGUUGGGUUAGUUUGAGCCUGAUGCUGAAGUAUUAAAACUUCAAGAAGUGUAGAUUUGUACCUUACUUUUAGUUUAAUCAGUUUUUUGUUCCAAAAAAUAAAACAAGGGUAUAUAUGUACCCACACUUAUAGUGCAAGGGUAUUUAUGUUCCUUUUCCCUAUUUUUUUAUACCUUCUCUUCAUUUUGUAUUGUUCAGAUCAGAAAUAUCUAACUUCUCAAGCAUUUAACAAAACUAAUGAUAAUUAUGAACUCAACAUGUGAUGUUCAAAACAUAAUUGCAACAUAUUCCUCUUAUUUAUGCCAUUUAGUUUCUUAAAUAGAGUUUAAUACUAAAAACCUUCCAUAACUAUAAAAUACGAAAAAUGCUUAAUGUCCAAUUAUGAUCGAUUAGCAGAUCAAUAUUUUUGAAAAGUUGCAGUUUCAUCAAUUAUGUACAUUUACACUUGAGUUUCAUGCCCUUUUGUGAAAGUGAUGUUCUUUAGCUUUUAUAUUUUACCUUUUCUUAGGGCUUAUUAUAGAUGUAUUGGUUAAUUAUUUGAUUUUUAUGGAACAACACAAUAGCUCUUGAACAUAAAAUUUUCCUUAUGAAAUUUCCAGACAUUGGUUAGUGUAUUGAUGCAAUUGUAUUUUUAGAAUAAAAAUACAAAACGAUUAUCACCCGUGCGUAUGCACGGGUACUAUACUAUCUCAUCUAAAAAUCUUCUCUAAAUCUUUUAGAAAGCACGUAAGUUCGAUUUCAGUUUUAGAAUUUCUUUGUUAACUUCAUGUGAGAUUAGUCCUUUGAAAUUCUUCCUUGUGGCAACAAUAGCACAUAGAUUUAAAUUCACUUUUAGAUGAUGUAGUGUCUCAAUUUUUAGUAGUAUCUUUCAAAUCUUAUUAUAACUAUUUUCAUUCUUUAAAAAUGUUUGUGCUUGUCUUUUGUAUGCUAAAACAGUCAGCAUCACACUUUUGGAAUAAUUUUCAAAAUCUAAGAGCCUUGGGAAGUGGAUCGUUCGGCAGAGUGGUAUUGUGUAUAAACAAUUGGGACAGGAACAAAUAUGCAAUUAAAGUGGUUAAGGAUUACACCUCACUGGAAGAGGCGUCUCAGGAAGCUAGGGUGAUGUCUAAACUUCAUCACCCUUUCAUCACACGCUAUAAUAUGGCAUGGGUUGAAAAGAAUAUGAUGAAGAGUUCGAUGGUUAACUAUGAUGAAUCUCCAACACCCUGCUUGUUCAUACUUCAAGAAUAUUGUGCAGAGUAAAAAGCUUUUUAAAAAACUUUUUAACCUUUGUGUGUGAUUGAGUUAGUGAAUUAUUAUUUGCACUAAUUAUUUUGUUGGAUGUAGAGAUUUGAGGGCAGUUCUCCAAAAAAGAAAGAGAAUUUUAUCAAGAG
Cuscuta europaea is the source of this 13784-nucleotide messenger RNA. The record is from the annotation of a GenBank genome assembly. NCBI's taxonomy places the organism in Eukaryota, Viridiplantae, Streptophyta, Magnoliopsida, Solanales, Convolvulaceae.